AUGGCGUCGGAGUUUGCCGAGGAUUUCAGCGGCUUCCCAGCAAUACACUUCUCCGGCAGCUUCCUGGGGCUCGACGCCGCCGCCAUGGAGGACUCCGGCAGCCUGGGACUCGCCGGUUACUCCGGCUACGGCUUCUCGGAGGCCCACUUGGACGACCUGCCUGUCUCCCUCCCAGCUCAGUGCCCCGUUCAGGACCCGCUACCGUUCAUCCAGGCAGGAAAGAGGAGAAAGUCGGUCACUGUACCCUGCGGCGCCGCCGCGCCGGGAGGCGCUGCGUCUGCAGGAGUGAAAACUAAGAAGAAGGAUGUGCGUUCCUUUCUAAGACCUCUCUCUCUCUGCCUCUCCCUACACCCUCUCCUCCGUGUCUCUUCCCCGAUGAGUGUUUUUCCUUUCGAAUUUCCUCCCAUUCUCUCAUCCUCCCCAGCACCCCUCCUCCCCCGCUCGCACAUUCACUUAUUAACAUUAGCUUAGCUAGUUUGCUCUGGAUUCCCUUGAAAACUAUUUCAGAGUUCAAGGAAAGGAGGGAGGAGAGGAAGAUGCUGCGGGGAGGAGGAGGAAGAGGAGGAGGAAGGGGAGGUGGAGAUGAAGACCAAGGAGGUUGUCCAUGUGAGGGCAAAAAGAGGCCAAGCCACGGAUAGCCACAGUCUAGCCGAAAGGGUAUGAUCAUAGAAUUUAUUUAAAACAGUUGAUGAUUUACAUAUGACUGAAACUAUUCCCACACAAAUAUAUUCACAGAUGCUGAUAGAUAGAUAACGGGAAGGAUAUAGAUUCAGACUACGUCGAUUGCUAA
This is a messenger RNA of Spirodela intermedia, 790 nucleotides long. The record is from the annotation of a GenBank genome assembly. Lineage: Eukaryota; Viridiplantae; Streptophyta; Magnoliopsida; Alismatales; Araceae.